CCAUUCACAUCUUCACCACCUACAACUCUCACAUGGAGUCCCAAAACCCUCCUCGUUCCAUUCCCGAUCCAUCAGCACAACCCACUUUUCCGGCCAAAUUUGCCCACCAGCUGAAACACAAUCUCAUUUUCCGGUCCAAAUGGGCUGAGUUGAACGGUGCAAUAGGCGACUUAGGCACCUACAUCCCAAUCGUAGUGGCCUUAACCCUAGCAAGAGACUUAAACUUGGGCACCACGUUGAUCUUCACCGGAGUCUACAACAUCAUCACCGGAGCCAUCUACGGCGUCCCCAUGCCGGUCCAACCCAUGAAGGCCAUUGCCGCCACAGCCCUGGCCAACCCUGAUUUCGGCGUGCCCGAGAUCAUGGCUGCCGGAAUCCUGACCGGUGGCACCUUGAUCAUUUUGGGUGUCACUGGUUUGAUGCAACUUGUCUAUAAACUCAUUCCUUUGUCUGUUGUCAGGGGAGUUCAACUCGCACAGGGAUUGUCAUUUGCGUUGACCGCGGUCAAGUACAUUAAGAAGGUCCAGAACUUGCCCAAGUCCAAAGCCCUGGGGGAGCGGCACUGGCUAGGGUUAGAUGGGUUGGUGUUGGCUAUUGUCUGUCUUUGUUUCAUAGUCAUUGUUAAUGGUGCAGGUGUGGAUGUGAGUGAAGGUGGAGUUGAGGAUGAAGAAGAAAGUCCUAGCAGAAAAAAGAGAUGGAGGAGAAUCAUGGCUUCUCUCCCUUCGGCUUUUAUGAUCUUUGUGUUGGGUGUGAUUCUGGCUUUUAUAAGAAAGCCAAACAUUGUUCAUGAAAUUAAGUUCGGGCCAUCUCCGAUUGAGGUUGUGAAGAUGAGUAGGCAUGCAUGGAAAGAUGGGUUUAUCAAAGGAGCAAUACCACAACUGCCUCUGUCAAUAUUGAACUCGGUGAUUGCUGUGUGCAAAUUGUCAUCUGAUCUUUUCCCAGAGAAAGAUUUCUCUCCCUCGUCGAUUUCGAUCACGGUUGGGCUGAUGAAUGUGGUAGGUUGUUGGUUCGGAGCCAUGCCUAGUUGUCACGGGGCCGGCGGGUUGGCCGGUCAGUACAAGUUUGGGGGGAGGAGUGGUGGGUGUGUGGCACUACUAGGGUCAGCCAAAUUGGUGUUGGGUUUCGUUUUAGGGACUUCUUUGGUGACAAUUUUGAAUCAAUUCCCAGUUGGAGUUUUGGGGGUGUUGCUCUUGUUUGCUGGGAUUGAACUGGCUAUGUGUGCUAGGGACAUGCAUACUAAAGAGGAAUCAUUUGUGAUGCUUAUAUGCACUGCUGUUUCACUUGUGGGUUCAAGUGCAGCACUAGGAUUUGUGGUGGGGAUGGGUGCGUAUGUGCUUCUUUGGUUAAGAAAGUUGGGCUGCAAUGACAAACCUAAUUCUAACGAUUUGAAUGCAUGAUCAUCCUUAGUAGAAAAUUAUGAUCACAAUCCAUGAUACAAUCCAUGAUGCAUGGUGUAGCUAGCUAGACUAGCUUGUAUGUGUUUCAAAAAUGCUUGCUAGUAUGGUGCAAGAGAUUUGGAAUUGUUCUGAAUUGAGUGAGGAUGGAUAGUGAGCUUGUAUUGUGAUUUUCACAGCAGUGGUAUUUGCAUUCGGAUUUAUUCUUGUUACACUAUAAUGUGUAAAUAUCGACUUGCAAAGAAUAAGGAAACUUCCUUUCGUCGACUGUUGCAGCUUAUCGGUGGUUGUUGUUCAUGUGUUGUGUUCUUAGUUUGGACUUUGAUAGCUUUUGUUUUUGUUGUUGUUUGUUGUUAGAGGUCUUUUGGUCUCAGUGUAAUCCUUUGUUGUUACUGCUGAUGUUUAAUCGCCAAAAGAAUAAAUUGUGUUCAUACAUGCAUAUAUUGUUUG
This is a messenger RNA of Fragaria vesca subsp. vesca, 1844 nucleotides long. RefSeq names its product molybdate transporter 1-like. Gene Ontology annotation, biological process: molybdate ion transport. The record is from RefSeq and is a predicted model, not a curated record. Lineage: Eukaryota; Viridiplantae; Streptophyta; Magnoliopsida; Rosales; Rosaceae. The transcript has a single exon. Gene Ontology annotation, molecular function: molybdate ion transmembrane transporter activity. The coding region runs from base 33 to 1397 and encodes 454 amino acids.